This is a messenger RNA of Podarcis raffonei (Aeolian wall lizard), 1490 nucleotides long. RefSeq names its product alcohol dehydrogenase 1-like. Gene Ontology annotation, cellular component: cytosol. The record is from RefSeq and is a predicted model, not a curated record. The transcript has 9 exons. Bases 227 to 1357 code for a protein of 376 amino acids. NCBI's taxonomy places the organism in Eukaryota, Metazoa, Chordata, Lepidosauria, Squamata, Lacertidae. Gene Ontology annotation, molecular function: zinc ion binding; all-trans-retinol dehydrogenase (NAD+) activity. Gene Ontology annotation, biological process: retinoic acid metabolic process; retinol metabolic process.
CCCCAGAGUCCCUGGCGGUAGGUCUACGGCAGACAAAGAGGCCAGUUUAAGGGACGUGGCCCCAUUCCGCUACGCUUUUGUUCUAAAGGAAUCUCAAGGUUCCCACGAGAAACAUGCACCCAAGUAGAGACCGGGGUUAGUCGUUGUUUCCGCUUUCCAAACUCGGAAUCGGAGACGCUCUGCAAAAGAGGCGAGCGGAUUUCAGUGCGCAAAGGAACGCGCGAGCAUGGACACUCCUGGGAAAACUAUAAAAUGCAAGGCUGCUGUCGCCUGGGCAGUAGGGAAGCCGCUUUCUAUUGAAGAGGUGGAAGUUGCCCCUCCAAAAGCUCACGAAGUCCGUGUUAAGGUAAUAGCCACAGGGAUAUGUGGAACUGAUGACCAUGUUCUGACAGGCUCUUUCCCUAAAGUCAAUUAUCCUGUCAUUCCUGGGCACGAAGGAGCUGGAAUUGUAGAGAGCAUAGGUGAAGGAGUGACUUGCAUGAAGCCAGGAGACAAAGUUAUCCCUCUUUGUCUGCCUCAGUGCGGAGAAUGCGCCUCGUGCUUGAAACCUAGCACCAACUGUUGCCUAAAAACCCACCUUCUUGAGCCACAGAAUCUAAUGCCAGACAAAACCAGCCGAUUCACCUGCCAGGGGAAGUUAGUUCACCACUUCCUUUGGAUCAGCACUUUCUCAGAAUAUACAGUCAUGCCUGACUCAACCGUUGUUAAAAUUGAUGAUGGUGCCCCUCUGGAUAAAGUCUGUCUUUUCGGCUGUGGAUUUUCCACUGGGUAUGGGGCUGCCCUCAAUACAGCCCAGGUCACGCCAGGCUCCUCCUGUGCUGUCUUCGGUUUGGGAGGAGUUGGUCUUUCUGUGGUCAUGGGAUGCAAAGCAGCUGGAGCUUCGCAGAUCAUUGGGAUUGACAUUAACAAAGACAAAUUUGUAACAGCAAAAGAACUGGGAGCCACAGAAUGCCUUAAUCCUCUGGAUUACAAGAAGCCAAUUCAGGAAGUGCUGGUUGAAAUGACAGGUCACGGUGUUGACUAUGCAUUUGAGGUUGUUGGGUGUUUGGAUACGUUGACAGCUGCUCUAGCGUCCUGUCACAUGGGCUGCGGAGUCUGCGUGAUGGUUGGUGUGCCUCCUUUAGGCUCUAGGCUCUCCUUCGAUCCUAUGCUGCUUUUUACAGGACGCACCUUGAAAGGGAGCUUCAUUGGAGGAUGGAAGAUGAAAGAUUCUAUCCCUCAGCUGGUAUCCAGUUACAUGGAGGGGAAAUUUAAGCCAGAUACUUUAAUAACCCACACCUUGCCAUUCAGCAAGAUCAGCGAAGGAUUCAAUUUGCUUCAUGCAGGGAAGAGCAUUCGUAUUGUCUUGGUGUUUUGAGUUGCUGGCUUGCUGAAGCUUCCCAAAUGCCUUCAGUCUGGAACGUCUCAGAAAGAAUUCUCUCUCUUCCAAAUGUGGUUGCUUUUUAAAAACAAACAAAACCAAAUACACUAUAAAAAUUGCUGGCAAAUGA